AUGCUCGACAUUCGACGGCACGGCCUAGCUUUGUUGCUUUUGGCUCUUUCCAGUUACGCUAACGACAACACCACUAGCAACGCAACACUCGUAUCCAACACAACAGCUCCUGAAGACGAGUUGACAUCCACCACUAGUGGAGAAAAGACAACAGCAGUAUUAUUCGUGGCUGCAUCACUCGCAUGGAUGACGUUUCGAACUAUAGGCAUUGGAGUGUACAUGGUGAUAUCUUGGAUGACAUGGCCCGUGCUUUUCGUACUCGGAUUGGUGUGGCGUAUCUUGAUCGUCCGACCUUGGGAACUCUUUGUAUCGUUUAUCCAUGUCGUCUACCCAGUCGCAUUGUUUUGCUUUGCAGCCGUAUUAUGUGGUACCAUUAUUGGCGGUUGUGCAGGUUUUGCAGCAGAGGCUAUUGCAUGGUUCUCCAUUACAGCAACGUGGGGUCGUUCAGCAGCAUCCAUUCCAACAAAACGUAUCCAAGCUGCUGAGGAACGGCUGCAACUGGAAGGUGGAGGCUAUCAAGAUGAUGUUGAUGACGACUAUGAUGAUGAUGAUGAUACAAGUACGGAUAACGUUGGAUUUGAUUGGGAUGUCAAGGGCAAGAUGCCGGCAGCAGCUCUUGAAAAGUUACGUGAACGCUACCAGAAAGAAAACGACGACAUGUAUGAUGAUUGGGCAUGGGAAGAAGAUGAUGAUAGCAUAGACACGUUCCCACGAAAACGAUGGCAUCACCGAUCGAGUUCAUCCACAACACCCAUAUCCAUUGUACGAUAA
Molecule: messenger RNA, 771 nt
Organism: Lichtheimia ornata
Lineage: Eukaryota; Fungi; Mucoromycota; Mucoromycetes; Mucorales; Lichtheimiaceae
Exons: 1
Coding region: 1-771 (256 amino acids)
Source: RefSeq, a predicted model, not a curated record